GGUUGAUGAGGCCGUGACGUCAUUACGCAAACCCGGAAGUGGUACCUUGCAGUCAGUCAGUCGUGUUUACGGUUUUGGAUCUACGGAUGUGUGUUUCCGGGCAGCGCGUGCCCUUAAGUCUGGCUGUACGGUGUUCGGUGAAGCGCACGCUGCUACAGUGGUGGCGAUGAUCCCGGUGUCGGUGGUGGUGUGUGUGAUGGGAGGAUGGUGCUCGGUUUAUCUCAUGGACACUCUGCUGAGGUCGUCCAGCUCGCUGAAGAUCCGUUAUGAAUCGUGGCUCUCGUCCAGCGGUGUGUCCCUGUCCCCCUUCCACGUCCGCUGGCACACCAGCCUCUUCAAUUCGCUGUUUGCCAGAUGUUCACGUCUCAACCCCCACUUCCUUUACAUAUGGUUCAGUGGGGGGAUGGUGUUUGGCGUUGUGGCCAUGUUCGGCUCAGUGCUGCUGCUUGGUCGCACUCUGCUGCAGACUCUGGCUCAGAUGAUGGCCGAGACGCCGGAUGGUCCUCACGAGCAGGUUCUGCAGGUGGUGGUUCCAGGUGUAAAUUUGCCAGUCAGCCAGUUGGCCUACUUCUUCAUCGCUAUUCUGCUCAGUGGAGUUAUACACGAGUUUGGCCACGGGGUGGCAGCACUGAGGGAGCAGGUGAGGCUGAACGGCUUCGGCAUGUUCCUGUUCGUGAUUUACCCUGGAGCCUUCGUGGAUCUCUUCACCACUCACUUGAACCUCAUCUCACCUGUCCAGCAGCUGCGUAUCUUCUGCGCAGGCGUGUGGCACAACUUCAUGCUGUGUGUCACGGCGGUGUGUUUCCUCCUCCUGCUGCCGCUCCUCCUCUUCCCGCUGUACUACACCGGAGCAGGAGCGCUCAUCACCGAGGUGGUGGAGGGUUCUCCGUCGAGUGGGCCUCGCGGGCUGUUCGUGGGAGAUCUGGUGACUCGGCUGGAGGAGUGUGAGGUGAGCGGGGUGGACGACUGGCACUCCUGCAUCCAGCAGCUCUCGCACCAGCCCCAGAGAGGAUACUGCGUCCACCACGACACCCUGCAGCUGAACCGUGACGCCGGCAGAGAAUUUAGGCGUCUGGACGGAACAGUGGAGUGCUGCAGCAACAACAGCCUGACUGACCUCUGCUUCUACUACACCACUGAGAUUAAUAACAAACUGACACAGUUUGCAUGUUUACCGGCUCGGAAAACGAUCCAGGCGAGCCGUACGUGUCGCAGUAACUCAGACUGUGAGGCGGACCUGACUCCUAGCGUGUGUGUGAUCCCAUCACUGGAGAACCAGACUCGACUGAUCCGGGUGAAACACCCCCCGCAGGCCGACAUGCUGUUUGUGGGCUACGUGUCGCACCUGCAGUACUCGGUGAGUCUCACUAACUUUGUCCCUCGACUUGGUUUCCUUCACCUCGACCUGCCGGUGAUGCUGGAGACACUGUGCAAGUACCUGGUGUCGUUAUCCGGCGCUCUGGCCGUGGUGAACGCUGUGCCGUGCUUCGCUCUGGACGGUCAGUGGAUGCUGAAUGCUUUCCUGGAGGCCACGCUGAGUUCCCGGCUCCCGGAGAAGAGCAGCCGCGAACUACUGGGGUUCUUCAUCCUGCUGGGGGGCAGCGCUCUACUCGCCGCUAACGUCGCUCUUGGAUUAUGGAUGGUCACGGCUCGAUAACGGACAGCUGCCUCCUCCAAUCCGUGAUUAGGAGGAGGGACUUUUUAAAAAAAAAAUUUUUCCAAAAUAAUUCACCACAAAUUUCCUCAUGAUGAGUCCUGUAACGGUUAAAGUUCCUUUAAAGGUUUACGUUUUGAAUCUUUUACGUUAUUCCCUAAAUGGAUUUUUUUUGCCGCAGUAUCCUUAUUUCAAAACGUGUCUAAAAACGACGCCUCGCUCACUACAAACAUCAGCGUGCACAACUUCCAGAAGGUUUGCUCUGUGCGUGAUGUACUGAACCGGGCGUGGUUUCAGACGUGCACGCUGUACAGAGUUUUAACAGAAACCUGCCAACCCUGAAGCGGAAUGUAAACUUCUCUACAUCUAGCUUCUACAUCUUAACUAAAAUGGAAGAGCGGCACGUUUUCCCCAAGGGCCUGGUGGUUACUCCAAAUAGCAGUGUUGAGUGGUGUUAAUGACGUUCUAAUUAUCAUCACAGUUAAAAUUGUAUGUCGGAGGAAAUUAUUAUCGGAGAGUUCAGAACACCUAAACAACUCUCAGUCAUUCUGGAUUCGUGCGUUGAUCUGCCAUUUUGCAGGUGGGAAAGUUGGCUGCGCUAUGUUUGAGUGUACUCUGUACUCCCAUGUUAAAAUGCCGUUCUCCUACGCAAAACUCAUAAAGUUUGCACAUCUGGAAAUGUUCAUGAUGAUCAUAAAAUAUUGUUUUAUUUACCCAGGAGUGAUUGUUCUUUUAUUACGGGCUAUUUCUAUUGACAGAUACGGAAUAAAGGGGGCCAAUACUUUGUACAAAGCAACAGAUGGGCUACAGUUGGAAAUCGUGCACCAAUAUUUCUCUUGAAUUGUCCUAUAAAUGUAUGUACUAGGUGGGUGGAGCUAGUAUUUUGUGUUAAUGUCACUUUUUUUAAGCAGGCAACUCUCUGUAACGAUUCAUAUUCGACCAUAAACGACUUGGCUGUCGUGUUUGUUUGUUUGUUUGUUUGUUUUGUUUUUUAACUAAAAGAUGUUCGAUAAACUCCAAACUCAGAUCGUUAAUAAUCAUGACCAGCUGUAGAUGAGCAGGACGUGUUGAUUUAACACACACAGGCAGGAAUGAGAUGUAUUUUGGGAAAAACACAUGUGAUGGGAAUUCUGGUUCUUUUUAGUGAAUCAGAUCAUAUGAUUCAGAUCGUUAAUAAGAGCCGACUCUUUCGGAUCCCGAACGGCUCAGGAGCUGAGAUUUUGUAAUGUUUUGAAUGGUUAUUGAUUGAUUGUGCCAAAUUUGACUGAACUUGCUUUACUUCACUAAAUUCUGAUCAAUGAAAUGACUCGGAUCUCAACAUUCGCCUAAAAGAGCUGAGUCAAAGAACUGAAUGGUACGGGAACGAACCAGGAAGUCGCUGAACUUGACGUGUUGCAGCGAGUCUAUAAAACAAAUGGAGUAAAGUUGUGGGAAUAAACACCUCCUCUAUCUCAA
Molecule: messenger RNA, 3109 nt
Organism: Ictalurus furcatus (blue catfish)
Lineage: Eukaryota; Metazoa; Chordata; Actinopteri; Siluriformes; Ictaluridae
Gene: mbtps2
Product: membrane-bound transcription factor peptidase, site 2
Exons: 11
Coding region: 167-1657 (496 amino acids)
Biological process (GO): membrane protein intracellular domain proteolysis; regulation of response to endoplasmic reticulum stress
Cellular component (GO): membrane; cytoplasm
Molecular function (GO): metalloendopeptidase activity; protein binding
Source: RefSeq, a predicted model, not a curated record